This is a messenger RNA of Juglans microcarpa x Juglans regia, 1149 nucleotides long. RefSeq lists its product as uncharacterized. The transcript has 9 exons. Lineage: Eukaryota; Viridiplantae; Streptophyta; Magnoliopsida; Fagales; Juglandaceae. The coding region runs from base 186 to 1076 and encodes 296 amino acids. The record is from RefSeq and is a predicted model, not a curated record.
AUCGCCGGGUGUUUCAGUUUUUUCUGUCCAUUCUCCUCCCUUCGAAUCUGACAUGCACACGCUGCGUUUGCCAUAUCAACAGAACAAAGACUACGAUAGAUUCAGAUUUGACUACUUCAAGCCUGAAACGUCGAGAGUAGAGCACAGAAAGCACAUAGAUUGAGAACUCUGUGAGCUCCGAAAAAAUGGAGAAGCCAUCUUGGUUUCGAACCAUUUUCGUACAGGCGUCUCUCUGCUUUGCUCUCUAUCUUGCUCUCAACAUGGGUCAGCCUCAGAAGCCCAUUCAAGGGAAUAGGAGUGGAAACAGAGCUCUUGAUCUUUACUUCAUCAGUGUUAGAGGGGGUUUCAGACCACUUAAGCAACAGACCCAUCUUCUGAAACUGAUGGACAAAGUGGCAAAGGCUUACUAUGUAAGUUUUGUGGUGAACACUAGUGAACUUGGAGAGGAUGAUCCACUCAUGCAGAAUGGUACUGUGUUUUUCUCAUCCCUGAAAGUUCCCUGGUAUACUACUAGAACAACAAAAGGACAUGGAGUCUGUUGCUUUCUAGAGCAUAUAAAGCUACCUUAUGGGAAAACUUUAGACAUUGUCGGUGUGGAUACUGGUUCAUUACAGGAUUUGAUGCUUAGGGGAUCAUCGAGUGAAAUUGAGCACAGUCAGUUACAUUGGCUGACAAGGACACUAGAAGCAAUCAGUGGUAACUGGCGCAUUGUUGUUGGAUUCCAUCAAUUGGUUGUUUGUGAAGAGAACAAUGAGCAAAUGGAGGCAAAGCAACUUUAUGAGCUUCUACACCAUAUUUUUGUAAGAUUUGGUGUUAAUGCGUACCUAAGCGGACAUGAUUGCACUAAACAUGUUCGUCAUGGCAACAUUGCUUACAUUGGCCGGAAUCCGGCCUCGAGAGAGAAUGAACCUCAUUUGGCAACUGUAAGUGGACAACCGGCCUUGAAUGGAGAAUUGGUCAAUGGCUUUCUUCUUCACAGAGUCAGCGCAAUAGAAAUUGCAACCUACUUUAUUUCCUCAGCUGGGGAAAUUGUGCACAAAAUUGUGCUCCAACACAGGGGUAAGGAGGUGAUGUAAAACCCUCAUUUUGAGGAGCAAAACUUUACCCUUGUGUGAAGCUCCUCAACUUGAAGCAAGUUUUUCUAUGUCA